Dufourea novaeangliae is the source of this 1350-nucleotide messenger RNA. RefSeq names its product PRKCA-binding protein (gene PICK1). The transcript has 4 exons. Gene Ontology annotation, cellular component: trans-Golgi network membrane; postsynaptic early endosome; neuron projection. Lineage: Eukaryota; Metazoa; Arthropoda; Insecta; Hymenoptera; Halictidae. Gene Ontology annotation, biological process: intracellular protein transport; dendritic spine maintenance; receptor clustering. The record is from RefSeq and is a predicted model, not a curated record. Gene Ontology annotation, molecular function: protein kinase C binding; phospholipid binding; protein domain specific binding. Bases 52 to 1284 code for a protein of 410 amino acids.
GUUUCAUUGACCACCGUGCCAUUGGCUAAUGUGAAGUCAGAUCAAUAUACUAUGAUGGAAGAUCGCAUGGGUAUGACGAUUACUUCUGGCAAUGUUGUCAUACAAAAAGAUAGCAGUAAUCUCAUAGGCAUAAGCAUCGGAGGUGGAGCACCCCUCUGUCCUUGCUUAUAUAUUGUACAAAUAUUUGAUAAUACACCUGCGGCAGUAGAUGGUACUUUACAGUCAGGAGAUGAACUUGUUGCAGUAAAUGGAACUUCGGUUAGAGGAAAGACCAAGGUAGAAGUUGCAAAAAUGAUACAAUCAUGUGACUCCCAAGUCAGUAUCAAUUACAACAAGUUACAUGCUGAUCCUAAACAAGGUCGAACACUUGAUAUAGCUCUUAAAAAGGUGAAACAUAGACUAGUAGAAGGGAUGGGAAGUGCAACAGCAAACGCAUUGGGACUGUCACGUGCUAUUCUUUGCAAUGAUGCACUUGUACAGAGACUAAUGGCAUUGCAGCGAACAGAAAAUUUAUACAGGGGUCUAGUUUCUCAUGCUCAAUCUACUUUGCAUGCAUUUUUUGACUUAACACAAAUAUAUAAAGUAUUUGGAGACACCUUCGCUGCAAUAGGAGUCAGAGAGCCACAACCACGAGCCAGCGAAGCCUUCAGACAGUUUGGUGAACAACAUAGACAAAUGGAGAAGUUUGGAGUAGCAAUGUUGAAGUCGUUGAAACCCAUAUUGAACGAUCUAGGCACGUAUCUUCAUAAAGCUAUCCCAGAUACUCGAUUAACUAUCAGCAAGUAUGCCGAUGCGAAAUUUGAGUAUCUUUCAUAUUGCUUAAAAGUGAAAGAAUUGGACGACGAGGAGCAAAGUUACGCGGCACUACAAGAACCUCUUUAUCGAGUGGAGACAGGCAAUUACGAAUAUCGUUUAGUUUUGAGAUGUCGACAAGAAGCUCGAGCAAAAUUUGCGAAACUUCGAUCGGAUGUACUCGUAAAACUUGAAUUACUAGACAAUAAACAUGUUCAAGAUGUUGUAUGGCAAUUGCAAAAGUUUGCAGCUGGCUUAGGAAAAUAUUAUUCCAAUACGAAAGAUCUGCUGUCCGCUGUGACACUGUUUCCUGUAGAGGUUGACUUGUCGCACUCUGCGUUCCAAUAUAAAUCUAUUGGAACACAAAUAAUAACUGAUGGAGAAGAUGUAGAUGAAUUUGAGCCCGAAGAAAAAUCAAACAAUGAAGAGCUCCUUAUAGAUACACAGAACCUUACAGACACACUUAUAACAUCGGAACCAGAUAAUAUGUAGCACUUUAUUUCUAAUAAUUUUGGGAGCCAUUGUUUAACGCUUUUAAAAUUCUAAUGGACAAGAAUU